AUGUUUGGCUUGCCAGCACGGAAAUCCUCGCAGAGCUCGCUGCCUCCGUCGCAGUUUCGGGAUCUGGCCAGAAAUGCCAUCUACCAACAACUCCCAGUACACACGCUCGGGAAGAACUCGGCCGCUUCAAUUCGGUCGGCUCCAUCUCAGUUCAAGCAGCUCCACAAUUCCCAUUCCCUGUAUAGGCUGCUGGCGCUGAGUGUGUUCUCGUGGGGAAAGAGAUCGGUCCGUUCGGCUCCUUCGAUAUACUCAUCCUCUACGGCUACUAUCCCUGAAGAUACCGAACAAACCACCACGACGGUGGAACAACUCAUCAACGACAUUGCCUUGCAUGAAAGUUUGGCUCGCGAGGAGUAUCUUCAGGCUAAAAACGAGCAGCAGCAAUACUUCGAAUCAGAAGACGAGCAGGAAAUGUACAAAAUCUCGUUGGGCUCGGAACUUCAGUACCAAAACGUUCCAGAGUCGCUUGUGGACUGGAACCUCAAUGUGACUCGUUGCAAGCUCAUGCUUAGCCAUAUGCCCAAGGUGUCAUCGUCCCCCGAUAUCACAUAUUCCGACCAACAACUUCCCCAGCUCGUUGGCGACUUGGCUCAGAUUUGCCAGAUCAUCCUCCUACAACCGCAUAUCUCUGAUAAAGAACUCAUAUACACAUUGUACUCAUCAAAUCUUUACACAGAGCAUAAUCUCGAUAGCCUGUUCAAGAAGUCCGUGGCCGAGAUAUCUGUCAAGCAAUCAAGACUACUACAAAUCAACCAGCCCAAACGACAACUACCUUCUCCGCCUAUAACACAAGGAGAUCAAACUCAUUUGACCUUUCAAUACAAAGAAAUAGCUGUAAGGAACUACUUGGUCAACCUAGCAGCGGCCGCCACAACUGCAUACGAAUAUAAGGUAAAGAGCGACAACCUCAAGAAGGAGCUCAAAUUGCAGCAGGUUAACGGCGAAAAGAAGAAGUUGACCAAAGAUGCUAAGAAACGUCUUUGGGAUGAAGUACGUCUGGACGUUUUCCGCCGGGCUGGUUUGGAGGAAUAG
Messenger RNA from Candidozyma auris, 1032 nucleotides. It is a transcript of the gene STD1, whose product is annotated as Std1p. Bases 1 to 1032 code for a protein of 343 amino acids. The transcript has a single exon. NCBI's taxonomy places the organism in Eukaryota, Fungi, Ascomycota, Pichiomycetes, Serinales, Metschnikowiaceae. The record is from RefSeq and is a predicted model, not a curated record.